Messenger RNA from Vitrella brassicaformis, 2078 nucleotides. Lineage: Eukaryota; Vitrellaceae. The record is from the annotation of a GenBank genome assembly.
CCGACGGCUGGCAACCAUGGCAUGAAGUUGAUCGGCCCUGCAGGAGCGUAGAGAGGGCGAAAUGGGCAACAACCACACUGCGGACCGCCAUGGUGCCGUUAUCGACGAACACACGCUGGACUUCCUCCACAAAGCCGACAGAGAUGCCCUCCACACGUAUGCAGACCACACAGAAAUGACAUGAGGGAAGGGGAGCGGCAGUUGACAGCUGUGUGUGUGUGGGUGUGUUGGCUAUCUGUGUAUGUGUGCAGCCGGUUGGAGGUCGGCAGCCUCAGCCACGGCCCGUUUCCUCUGGGAAGUCGACUUCUCGGCCGCCGUCCUGAGCAGCCGACUCAAUCGCUGCCUGGCCGCCAAGGGGCUGCACGCCAUCAUCGCCUUCGACGCUCAGCUGGACCGCCCUUUGCUGCUGAAGGCCAUCUGGCUGGUGGACACGCAGCAGUGGACCGAGGUGGCCAAUGCGCUGCAGUUGGCGAGGCAGCGCGGCUUCUGCCAGCUGCCCAUCACACUGGCUGUGGCCGACAUGCAGCGUCACGAUAGCAAACAGGUGGGCAGAUGAGCGUGGGGCGGGGUGGGUGGCACUCAUCGGUCUGUCUGUCUGUGUGUGUAGGCGUAUUUGGCCGAUGCGCGUGUGAUUGCGCUGUGGAAGAUGGUCGGCAGACACGUCAACUUCGGCGGCAACUACGGCCGUUUUGAGCUGUUCGACCAGCCGGGCGGCGGUGUGCGUGCCUUCAAGGACGAGCCGGGCUUCGAGCUGGACAUCAACCCGCCCCUCCCCCCCGCCCACCCAUACCACCCACACACCAUCAACGACAACCCGCCCGUCAGAUCCUCAAUCGACCUGCAGGGGGGCAGCUGGACGGCCAGUGAUGAUGUUCUCACUGAUGCCUCAGCGUCGGCGUUCAUCAUGAGGACAAUCAUGCGGGCCGGGAAUUGGGGCGCCACUCCAUGGGCCUACGUGGACCGGUAUGCAGAACACACGACACUCGGGCAGACACUCAUCCAUCCAUCAGGGCCUCUUCCCUCUGCUCUGUGUUGGUCUCCUCAGCCAUGCUCACGGCGGUGUGCUGGACGGCCUCCUCAACCACUCGCCCCACCAGCCCCCCGACAGGUGCACGGCCGUUGUGGCGAGCAGGGACGAUGAUAAUGGUCCCCCUGUAGAGUUUCGGAUUCUGCAGCUGACGCCAUUCGACAGCCCAUUUGUCGCAGACAUCAUUCUCAUCACCUGGGCCCACGGCACGAACAGCGGUACGGGAUGGAGCCACAGAUCUUCUGCUGAUUGAGUCAUCCUUUGACGUGUGCUGUUUCGCUUCAUGCAGUGACUGUGGGUGUCGUCACCGACGAGCCGCCAGUAGGUGAUGCAUCGGAUGCCUUCAAGGACCGCCGGCCCUCUACCGCCCCUCUAGUGGGCGGCCUGGUGGGCAGCACCAUAGCAAACAUGGUGGUCAACCAACAGGAGGAAGUCACCGAUGAGGGUGAGUGUGCAGCCAGCCGCCUCCAUCUCGGUCUGUCGGCUGGAUGAAUCGGUGUGUGGUUUGUGCAGAAGAGGGUGCGGGCGAGGAUAGUGACGAUGACGACGAUAGCGAUAGCGAUGAGGGUGAGGAGUCAGUGGGGGGGGCCGUGUUUGUGUCUGGGCUCACUUGUACGUUUGCAUAUGUUGCGUGUGCAGAUCUGGAUGGGGAGGGCGAUGGCCAUGGCGACGGCCAGCAGCAGCUGCAGGAGGAGGAGGAGGAGGAGGGUGAGAUGGGCGGAGGGGAUGAGCCAGAUCAGAGCGACACACAUGCAUUCGUUGUGUGGUUGUGUGGGUUAUGGAUGUCUGCUUCAAUGUGUCAGGUGAGGGUGUGGAGAGGGAGGCCAAGAGAAGGAGGGUGGAGGAGAGCUAGAUGGCAUGGCACCGUACCAAUGGCAGAGACCAAUGUGGCUCUAUCGGCACCAUGUGGUGCCUGUAUGCCCCCGUGGUGGACAGAGAUGCAUGUGUAUUGCCAGUACAUUCGAAUUGUUCCAGCGGCUGGCUGACCCACACACAUCUCUCUGCCAGCUCUGAGAAGGUCAUUCAUGGCUGCUCUGCCUGCACACUCGAC